This is a messenger RNA of Aegilops tauschii subsp. strangulata, 994 nucleotides long. RefSeq lists its product as uncharacterized. The record is from RefSeq and is a predicted model, not a curated record. Gene Ontology annotation, cellular component: chloroplast envelope. Lineage: Eukaryota; Viridiplantae; Streptophyta; Magnoliopsida; Poales; Poaceae.
CCGCACCCUCGCGUCGCUCCCCACACGCGAGCGAGCCAACACGCAUACGGAACGGGCCUCGUCUCCCCCUCCGUUCCCUCCCCCCGCCUUAUCCUCUCCGGACCGGAGCGAGCGAGCGCCCCACCGCUCCCUGCUCCCCCCUUCCUCCCGAUGGCGUCCCUCACCACCACCACCGCCUCCUCGCCGGCCGCCCUGCCCGCGGCGGCCUCCGCCGCCCCGGCCACGGCCUCGUCCGUCUCGCCCACCGCGGCCGCCUCCAAGCGCCCGCACCUCGCCGGCGACGACGCGCCCUGGCGCGUCGCGGCCGCCGGCUCCGCCGGAAUCCGCCCCGUCCCGCGCAUCCACCACGCCCCCGUCCUCCGCGUCGCCCAGGACGACUCCUCCGCCUACGCCCUCGCCAUCAUGAGGAAUCCGGAUCCGAUAGGGAUGGGGCUGGCCAUGGAGGCCGUAGCUGAGGCUGCUGGCCCGGAGUGCAUCGUGCCCGGCCAGCAGGCGCCUCUGCGGCUGAUGGGACUCAAGGUUUGGCCCCUAGAUAUAGAGAUGAAGUUCUUGGAACCAUUUGGCCGGGAAUUACACUCCAUGAAGAAGUUCAUGGACAAAUCAUGCAGCGUCAUGGACUCAUCUUCUAUAACACAUAAGUAGGCGCGCAUGCCAGAUUGAUUCCUUCCAGUACCUAGCUGAUGUUGUUUGUACCCAGACUACCCACAGUGCCUGAUGAAGCUACAAGACCGCAGACAUACGGGACCUAGACGAGUCCACGGAGAAACAACAUCCUUGUGUAUCUUGAGCUGCUUCAUCACUUGAUGGAACGAGACAUGGUUGUGGGGAACACAGCAGGAUUAGCAAGUAAUUCGAGAGUAAUCUUGUAUGCGCCCUGGGCUCAGUUUGCGCCGCGAUAAAUUGUUUUCAACAUGUAAUACAUUUGUUAUAUUCAUGAGCCGUUGAGAACACAAUGCUGAGUUGCCAAGAGAACCAAAAAAGUGUUUGUUCUAAA